Molecule: messenger RNA, 422 nt
Organism: Dentiscutata heterogama
Lineage: Eukaryota; Fungi; Glomeromycota; Glomeromycetes; Diversisporales; Gigasporaceae
Source: the annotation of a GenBank genome assembly
UUCUGAAAAUGAUGAAAGCAAUGAUUCAGAAAAUGAAGAAGAUAGUACAACUAGUGACGAAGAUGAAGAAGAUAGUACAACCAGUGAAGAGGAUGAAGAAGAUAGCUCUGAUAUGGAAGACGAUAUAAUAAGUUUAUAUCUAGAAGAUGACUUUGAUGAAAAAUCAUCAAUUUCUAGAAAAUUAUCUAAAGAAAAAUUUAAUGAUCCAGAUGAUUCGCCUUCUUCAAGUGAUUCUUCGAAAGAUUUAAGUGAUUCAAGUAAAUCUUCAAUAGAUUUACAAGACCAUAAAUUUAUUAAUUUUAUUCCACCAGAAAUCGAUCCUGAAGUUUUUGAUCCACCGUUCAAUUUUGAAGAUAAUUCGAAUGAUUGGAUAAUCUUAUGGGUAAUGAAAUAUCAGCAAAGAUUCAACAUACCCGAUACGG